ACUAUGUAAGACAGCUACAUAUAAAAAGCCUGAAAACUUAACUAUCAGUUCUUCUUGUAGGACGUCACCCAGCGUUGCAAUCAUGUACGGAAUCGGUGGUCUAGUUUUUCUCCUCGCACUGAGUUCAUCACUCGCACAAAAUGCUACUCAUUCACAAAUCGUUGCUGGUAUGGAUAAGCUUUUCGAGGUGGUUGACAUCAAUAACAAUACUUUUGUGGAAUUGACUGAGUUAGAAGCAGCAUGGGAACGCUUUGAUGCUGAUGGCGAUGGACGAGUAAGCGAGGCAGAGUACGAACAGUUUGGUACAGAUCACACCUACCGAGGAAUAAUCUUCCAGGAGAUGGACUACGAUGGGGACGGCUAUGUAGGUCGUGCUGCCAUUAUGGGAGAGUACACGGUGAUGGAUACCAACAGCGACAACACUGUAAGUCGGGGUGAAUUCGACAAGUAUUACACCGCGCUUGUGGAGAAUGCGAUCUUGAAUUACGGGCAUUUAUUAGGAUAGAAGACGACAUUACAUGUGGGAGACUAGCCGGUGUGAUGUAUGAUAACAUAUUUGAAAUAUGGACUCUAAUAAAUAACUUUAGCAUAU
Mizuhopecten yessoensis (Yesso scallop) is the source of this 592-nucleotide messenger RNA. Its product is annotated as probable calcium-binding protein CML26. Gene Ontology annotation, molecular function: calcium ion binding. The record is from RefSeq and is a predicted model, not a curated record. Lineage: Eukaryota; Metazoa; Mollusca; Bivalvia; Pectinida; Pectinidae. The transcript is spliced from 7 exons. Bases 83 to 505 code for a protein of 140 amino acids.